GGAAUCGCCAUGGCAUUAAUAUGAAUAUUUUUCCAUUAUUAAAACCUUGUCGCGAAUUGCGUGUAGGGUAUGAGCAAAUCAGCGCUCUAAAGGAGUAAUCCAGUCGAAACCCAGCGUCGGCUUUGAAAAUCGUGCAGGGUUUGAGGCAGCUUUGUGACAAGUCUUUGGGAAAUCUGACAAAUCCGUGACACGUUUUUAACAAACAUGAAGAAGAUAAAAAGGAUGCGUUCGGUCGACCAGAAUUUUGAUCACUUACUCAAAUACCUACCAUCAUGUCUACAUCUAUAUACCUUUCUGGCGCUACUGGAUUCAUCGGCGGAAGCGUGCUCACCGCACUUUUGGAAACCAAGAAGUAUUCAAUUACCGCGCUUGUUCGAUCUGAAGAAAAGGCCAAGGCUAUGAACGAUAUUGGUGUCAAGACCGUCAUUGGUAGUUUGGAUGACUUCGAUAUCAUUGAAGAGCAGACUUACCGUGCUGAUUUGGUCAUCACGUCUGCUAACGUUGAUCAUCUCGGUGAAGCUAAGGCUGUUGUAGCAGGUCUCCGCCGCAAGCUCAAGGACACUGGCAAGAAGGCUUUGUUACUCCAGACAUCUGGUACCUCCAUCUUGAAUGACGACUCAAACGGUCAAUUCGAAGGAAAGGAAAUCUACAGUGACGUGGAUACUGAGAAGUUGAAUGCCAUUCCUGCCUCUAACCCUCAUCGCCAUGUGGAUACUUAUCUCAUUGAUAACUCUGCCGACUAUGAUCUGGCCAUCAUUGCUCCCCCAUGCAUUUAUGGUGAAGGCACCGGACCCAAGGGUAUCUCCAACCCCCAGUCUGUCCAAAUUCCCACUGUCAUUCGUCAAGGUCUCAAAAACGGUGCUAUCCAACAAGUCGGACAAGGCAAGCACUGCUGGAGCAGCGUUCACGUCAAGGAUCUUGCCGACAUGUAUCUCAUCGUAGCAGAGCACUUGCUUGCUCAUGAUCUCAAGACUUUGGGUCGUGAAGGAUACUUUUUCGCAGAGACUGGCGAGUUCAAGUGGGGUGAUAUGUACAACCACCUUGCCAAGUAUCUGCAUAAGAUUGGUGCUCUCAAGACUGACCAAAUUCAAUCCGUCACCACGGACGACGAGUUCGUGAAGGCUUACGGUAACAUCGAAGCAAAGGUGGGACUCAGCCAAAACUCUCGUUCUCGCGCAGAGAAAGGUCGCGCCUUGGGUUGGAAGCCAACCCACAAGUCUGAAGAUGUCUUCACUGACGCUGAAAGGGAAGCUCGUCUGAUUGCUAAACAGCUUGGAUAUAUUCAAUAAGUCAUAUCAAAUAAUUCUUUUUUCAUCAUAUUGUAAAAUCUUUGUGUGAUAAACAUUGAAAAAAUAAAAAAGUUCACUGGUAAAUGUACAUGGUUUAUUACUUUUGUAACAACAUAGCUUUUACUUCUUUAAGAGGUUGAGUACGAUCGACACGUAAGAUGCUUCCAGUAUCUGCAACCGCUAUCGAACACCAUUUGGGAGCCACCUCUGCUAAAAGCGUGAUGUGUGCCUCUGCUUCAGAUUCGGAAAGUGGGACUUUGUAACUUUCAGACAGCUUGCGAGAAACCUCACGAACGAACAUCACAUUCCUUUUUGCCGAUGUGUACAUGCUAAUAAAAACUCAGGUUAGCAUAUUCAGAU
Molecule: messenger RNA, 1649 nt
Organism: Umbelopsis ramanniana AG
Lineage: Eukaryota; Fungi; Mucoromycota; Umbelopsidomycetes; Umbelopsidales; Umbelopsidaceae
Exons: 1
Coding region: 273-1289 (338 amino acids)
Source: RefSeq, a predicted model, not a curated record